UCAUGCCAGAGAAGAUGCGGCGACAUCGACAUCCCUUUCCCGUUCGGCAUCGGCGGCCAGCCCGGCUGCAGCAUGGCAGGCUUCGAGCUGAGCUGCAACGACACCGCCGGGAGCGGCGCCGAUGCGCGCCCCACGCUGCUGCUGCGGGGCGUGGAGGUGCUCAGCAUCUCGCUGCCGCUGGGCCAGGUCCGGAUGAAGAUGGACAUGUCCUACGACUGCUACAACACGACCAGGCACGAGAUCGACUGCGUCGACAGGGUGGAUCUGAACCUGAAGGGCACCCCGUUCACCUUCUCCGACGCCGCCAACAAGUUCAUCGUCUUCGGGUGCCGCAUGCUCGCCUACCUCGGCCCAGGCGAGCAGAACGACAUCGGAAGCGACCUCACCAUCGGCUGCGCCGCCACCUGCGGCGUGGGCGACGACCUCGUCGCCAUCAACAGCGCCGGCUGCUCCGGGAUCGGCUGCUGCCAGACGAACAUCCCCAGGGGGAUCCAGUACUACAAGGUCUGGUUCGACGGCCGCUACAACACGACGGGCAUCUACAACUGGUCUCGCUGCACCUACGCGGCGCUCGUGGAGGCGUCCAGCUUCAGCUUCUCCGAGGUUUACCAUGCCCUGUCGAGGGUCAACAGCAAUCUUGGUAGCCAGCCGCCGUUCGUCGUCGACUGGGCCAUCGGGAACAUGACGUGCGAGGAAGCUCAGAGGAAUGGAGAUUCGUACGCGUGUGUUAGUGGCGACAGCGUGUGUCUGGACUCGCGCAAUGGACCGGGCUACAUCUGCAACUGCAGAAGCGGCUUCCAGGGAAAUCCCUACAUCAAUGAUUCUCAUGGCUGCCAAGAUAUUAAUGAAUGUGAGGAUACAAGCAAGUACCCUUGCUAUGGGAAAUGUAUCAACAAAGUUGGUGGAUUUGAUUGUUUAUGCCCUGCGGGUACCCGAGGAAAUCCUUACAUUGGGACUUGUCGGAAAGAUAUUCCAUUACCUACUGGUAUUGCAAUUGGUCUGGCCGCUGGCUUUGGAAUUCUCCUUCUUGGCUUAUCAGUGACAUUCCUUAUCCGUAAACAAAGAAGCGAUAUUCAGAAACAAUUACGAAAAAAAUACUUCCGGAAAAACCAAGGGCUUUUACUACAACAACUAAUAUCAUCCGAUGAAAGAGCUAGAGAUAGCACAAAAAUUUUCUCCAUAGAGGAGCUGAAAGAAGCGACAAACAACUUCGACCCGGCACGUGUUCUUGGUAGCGGAGGGCAUGGUAUUGUUUACAAAGGCAUAUUAUCUGAUCAACGUGUGGUGGCUAUAAAGAAACCUAAUAUCAUUAGGGAAGAAGAGAUUAGUCAAUUCAUCAACGAGGUAGCAAUACUAUCGCAGAUUAAUCAUUGCAAUAUCGUAAAACUCUUUGGAUGUUGUUUGGAAACAGAAGUUCCUCUACUAGUAUAUGACUUUGUCCCAAAUGGUUCACUAAAUCACAUUAUUCACGCUGAUACAAGUAACAAAGAAUUCUCCUUGUCCUGGGAUGAUUGUCUGAGGAUUGCUACCGAAGCUGCAGGAGCUUUGUAUUACCUGCACUCUGCAGCAUCAGUAUCAGUUUUACACCCUGAUGUGAAAUCUUCCAAUAUACUCUUGGAUGCAAAUUACACAGCUAAAGUUGCAGAUUUUGGUGCAUCAAGACUCAUUCCUAACGAUCAAACCCAUGUCUUCACCAAUAUACAAGGAACAUAUGGGUAUUUAGAUCCCGAAUACUACCAUACUGGGAAUCUAAAUGAGAAGAGUGAUGUUUAUAGUUUUGGUGUAGUUCUUUUAGAGAUGCUCCUUAGAAAGCAACCUAUUUUUGACUGCGAGGAUGGCACAAAGAAAAAUUUGUCUAUUUACUUCCUUUCUGAGAUAAAAGGAAAGCCAGUUACAAAGAUAGUAGCUCCUGAAGUUCUUGAGGAAGCAAGUGAAGAUGAGAUUAACAUUGUUGCCUCAAUUGCCCAAGCAUGCUUGAGGCUCCAAGGUGAAGAACGGCCAACUAUGAAGCAAGUAGACAUGUCAUUACAGUCCAUAAGAAAUAAAAGUUUGAGUCCAGACAUCGCGAGUCCAGAAAGCAAUUAUGAGAUGCAUCCACCCCUACCUGGAAGAUAUGUAGAGCAGCAAUUCUUGGGAGUUGACAUCAAUGGCGGUGUAGCUAAUUUACCGUAUUCAAAUUGCCAUAGUUUAGAGGAAGAAUUUAUGCUAUCUGCUAGCUUUGCACGGUAA
Messenger RNA from Oryza brachyantha (malo sina), 2229 nucleotides. RefSeq names its product putative wall-associated receptor kinase-like 16. The coding region runs from base 73 to 2229 and encodes 718 amino acids. Gene Ontology annotation, cellular component: plasma membrane. Gene Ontology annotation, biological process: protein phosphorylation; cell surface receptor signaling pathway. The record is from RefSeq and is a predicted model, not a curated record. Gene Ontology annotation, molecular function: protein serine/threonine kinase activity; calcium ion binding; ATP binding. Lineage: Eukaryota; Viridiplantae; Streptophyta; Magnoliopsida; Poales; Poaceae. The transcript has 3 exons.